Molecule: messenger RNA, 1755 nt
Organism: Durusdinium trenchii
Lineage: Eukaryota; Dinophyceae; Suessiales; Symbiodiniaceae
Source: the annotation of a GenBank genome assembly
GCGUCGCGAUCACUUCACAAGGAUGAUCUACCGCCGAACCUUGUUUUCGCCACGUAAAUUCAAGAUGAAGAAUGAGGCUUCCUCGCACACGCCUUCCGUCUGGUCUGCACCGUGCCCCAAAUCGGAAGGAGACUUGGGUGGCCACAGCACACCAGAGGCUCUAUUGGAUUGCUUUGCAUACCUCAUGUCUCCGAAAGGUGAGCCUCUCACUCUCAGGAAGCUGACGGAGAUCUUUGAUUUGGUCUCUUUGGCUCCAGUGCGCCUGUGCCUACGAGCACAUGGACAACUGCAGCAGCUCCUGCAGGGCCUUCAAGCCGUGGAAAAUAACUCAGAAGCACGACUGCUACGGGUAGGCUGUUGGCACUCCCUGAGUUGCGAUGCCUUUUGCGCGGCUGAGCUUCUGGAGGCAUCCUGGGAAUCUUUGGUGGCUUCCAUCGAAGCUCCUGAGGUAGAGGAAUCACUGUCCCGAACGCCCACGCUCGUGUGCCCAAAGGGAGUUCACGAAGCAGGAAGCUUGAAGCGGCGCCGUUUGCAGGUCGUCGGGGGUGGCAGCACCGGAACGCCGGGUUUCCGCGCGAGCGCGGGGGAGACCCGUGUGCUGGGCCGGUUGCAGGAGGAGGAGCCGCUUUUGACGAAGCUGUUGGUCACGUCGGAAGGUCAUGAGCGCAGCAUCUCAAUCCUCAUCCUGUGGAGGUGCUUGGGCCACUUGCAGACCACCCAGGCAGCCAACAAGGCGUUGGAAAACCUGUGGACGCAGUUCCCGCAGCUGUUGGCGAGUGAACUCGCCAACCUCGCGUGCCAAACCCUGUGGGAGGCCUUUGAGAGACUGGCACGCUGCCAGCCAAAGUCCUCGAUCGAUGGGCAUCAAGUGCUAGCAGCAGCCAGGCGAAUCUUGGAGGGCUUCGAAACAGAUGCGCAAGAGGUGUGCUUGAGAGCGUUGCAUGCCUUUGCUUGUUGCGAGUCAACCUCCACAGCCUGUUUCAACUUGGAGAUGUUACUGUUCUUGGUGGCCAAGCUUUGCGAUGAGAAAGGCGCCGCUAGCAGCGCCUCCACGCGCACCCUCCUGGGGCUCUUGGCGCAUGUGGCUGGCCGAGGGACGUCAUCCGUGUGCCAGGAAACGGGAGCGGCCGUGGCUGGCUUCUUUGUGCUUUCUCCAGAGCCUUUGGUCGACACUGUCUUUGCCUCCGCUUUGGCACAAUCUUUGGCAUGGUACAAGGACCAGCUGGAGACUGAGUCGGAUUCGUUGGAUGUCGAGGUGCAUCUCAACUUCGCCAUGGGCAGCCUCUUGAUGGCCUGGCUGGCACGGGGCGAUCCCGUCGCGAAGCUCACUCUGAAAGAGCACUUGGGAUCAACACAGGCUUUGCUUGACAUCUUGCGGACCUUCACUGUGUUCCAGGAGAACUGUGGCUCGCUCACAGAUGCCUCUCUGCUUUGCUUGCACGCAGUCAUGGAGUUCUUAUCUGAUUCUGAUGGAGCCAAGCACCUGGAGAUGACGCCUCCCAAGGUUCGAAAGGCACCUCCCAGGAUACUGCAGCCUGAGCCUGAGGCUGUGGCCUCCCAAAAGCCCAAGGCGCAGGUACCAACAGCAGUAAAGAAAGAGCAAUAUGAUGAAUUCGAUGUGGUGCAUGAACGGUCCAAGACCAAGGCACCAGAGAUAGACAAUGUGCAGAAUGAAUUCGGUGUAGUGCAGGUGUAUCACAGGCGUGCCAAGAAAACAUCCCUUGCACUGUGAACACUUAGACUCGGCGCAUCAGG